AUGAUCAAGUUCAUUUUUCUCCAGAACCGGCAGGGAAAGACCCGGCUCAGCAAGUGGUACGAGAGCGGCCUGAACCUGGCAGAGAAAAUGAAGAUGGAACAGGAGGUGCACCGCAUCGUGGCGGGAAGGGACGCGAAGUUUACCAAUUUCGUCGAGUACCGGCACUACAAAAUCAUCUACCGACGAUACGCCGGACUGUUUUUCACGCUUGGCGUCGACAUGCACGACAACGAACUGGGAAUGCUGGAACUCAUACACCUUUUCGUAAAUGCUUACUGUGCUUCCAUCACUUUUUUACCUCUCUUGAGUUUGCUUUUCUCGCACUGGAAGUAGAGUCUGGGAACAAAUAAUUGACGUCGCCGCUCCUCUCAGUGGCUGGGCGAACCCUAGAAAAAAAAUACGUGCAGUGGCAAUGACUGACCGUAUUACCUACCCGAAUACAAAUCAAAACUUCGUACUAGGUCGAAAUUCUGGACGGAUACUUUGGAAACGUGUGCGAGCUGGAUUUGGUAUUCCACUUCGACAAGGUGUACUUGAUUCUCGACGAGCUGUUGCUGGCCGGCGAAAUCAGCGAAACUUCAUCAACACUAAUAUUGCAAAAGCUGAAGCAAAGCGAGAAACUCGAAUAG
This is a messenger RNA of Amoebophrya sp. A120, 629 nucleotides long. Lineage: Eukaryota; Dinophyceae; Syndiniales; Amoebophryaceae. The record is from the annotation of a GenBank genome assembly.